AUGGCGGCCGCCGCCACCACCGUCGCUGUCGUCGCCGCCGCCCCCGCGCUGCAUCAUGGGAUGGCGGAGGACCGGACCCUCCCUCGCGGGGAGGGCGGCCAGCGGGCGCCGCUGGCACUGUUGUAUGACAUUACGAAGGUGAAUCCAAAGAGGACCAUAGAUGUAGGGUCAUUCCAAGUAAACCCUGACGGCACACAAGAGAGGAGUAAGGUUCCUUUGGCAAAGUCAGAGAGCAACUUAGAGGAGUUCUUGGGACAGGAAAGGAGAUGGGAGAGGAAAUCCGUGCAGAUCGUGCCUUGUUUUAAGAUUUUUGCCUGGGAAAGUAUCGUAGAAGAGUAUGAAGAUGAAAUAUUCUCACUUAUCGCCCAAGAGGCAGACUAUCUAGCUGACAAGCUGUGCAGUGAAAAAUCAGAAGAGCAGACACACCGAGUAGCAGAUUAUUUUGAAAACAACGUACUUCCUCCAAAAUGGACAGCAGGAUUUCUGGUAGCAGGACUUGUACAGAAAAACUUCCUGGGCAUUUCAGAAACAUAA
Molecule: messenger RNA, 534 nt
Organism: Haliaeetus leucocephalus (bald eagle)
Lineage: Eukaryota; Metazoa; Chordata; Aves; Accipitriformes; Accipitridae
Product: protein canopy homolog 1-like
Exons: 6
Coding region: 1-534 (177 amino acids)
Cellular component (GO): endoplasmic reticulum
Source: RefSeq, a predicted model, not a curated record